This is a messenger RNA of Topomyia yanbarensis, 1622 nucleotides long. Its product is annotated as isovaleryl-CoA dehydrogenase, mitochondrial. NCBI's taxonomy places the organism in Eukaryota, Metazoa, Arthropoda, Insecta, Diptera, Culicidae. The coding region runs from base 150 to 1424 and encodes 424 amino acids. Gene Ontology annotation, cellular component: mitochondrion. Gene Ontology annotation, molecular function: flavin adenine dinucleotide binding; 3-methylbutanoyl-CoA dehydrogenase activity. The transcript has 4 exons. The record is from RefSeq and is a predicted model, not a curated record. Gene Ontology annotation, biological process: L-leucine catabolic process.
AAACCGGUGUUUUCGAUGUAUAAGUCACUAUCGCUAACUUCACAUCACCACUUGCGCAGACCUCCGAAAUCAGUCGUCAUUCAAGUGCUGCUUGGAACUAAAGGAAAGUUACACACUGUGAGUAGUUGAUUCCCGAGAAGAAAAAUAAGAUGCCGAUUCGUAACUUGACAACUGCCACCCGUUUACUCGCCAAAACUCUGCUACGGUCAGGAAAAGGAAUUAUUGGAACGAACAGUAGAUUCCUGUCCCAUUAUCCGAUUGAUGAGACCAUCUUCGGGUUGACUGAGGAACAGCAGCAGUUACGUCAGACGGUGUUCAAUUUUGCGCAGAAAGAACUGGCACCGUUUGCGCAGGAGAUCGAUAAACAGAAUGAGUUCAAGGACCUUCGCAACUUCUGGAGAAAAAUGGGCAACCUCGGCCUGCUAGGACCGACCGCCAAGCCCGAGUACGGCGGACUGGGAGGAACCUAUCUGGAUCACUGCAUCAUCAAUGAAGAACUGUCUCGUGCCUCGGGUGCGAUUUCCCUCUCCUAUGGGGCUCAUUCGAACUUGUGUGUCAAUCAGAUUCACCGCAAUGGGACGGAACAUCAAAAGCAAACCUAUCUACCGAAGCUGAUCAGCGGGGAACACAUUGGAGCCCUUGCGAUGUCAGAAGCGGGCUCCGGAAGCGACGUGGUUUCUAUGAAAACGAAAGCCGAAAAAAAGGGUGACUACUAUCUGCUGAAUGGAAAUAAGUUCUGGAUUACAAACGGACCAGACGCCGACACGUAUAUCAUCUACGCCAAGACGGAUUCUAAUGGAAAGUCACAACACGGAAUAACGGCGUUUAUUGUCGACGGGGACAGCUCUGGAUUUUCGCGAGGACCCAAACUGGACAAGCUAGGCAUUCGAGGCAGUGGAACGUGUGAAUUGAUUUUUGAGGAUGUUAAAGUUCCAGAGAAGAACGUUCUGGGUGAAGUGAACAAAGGUGUAUACGUGCUGAUGUCAGGGUUGGACUACGAACGGCUAGUACUGGCUGCUGGCCCCGUUGGUCUCAUGCAAGCCGCUUGCGAUGUCGCAUUCGAGUAUGCCCAUAACCGCAAGCAGUUCAAUCAAAGAAUCGGCGAGUUUCAGCUGAUCCAGGGGAAAAUGGCUGAUAUGUACACGACGAUGAAUGCAUGUCGAGCCUAUCUGUACUCGGUGGCUCGUUCGUGUGAUCUGGGAAAGGCUAACCCGAAAGAUUGCGCCGGUGUCAUAUUGUACUGUGCGGAGAAGGCAACCCAAAUCGCCCUGGAUGCCAUCCAGAUUCUGGGCGGAAAUGGAUAUAUCAAUGACUACCCGGCGGGAAGGAUCAUGCGGGAUGCGAAGCUGUAUGAAAUUGGUGCCGGCACGUCGGAGAUUCGUCGAAUGAUCAUUGGGCGUGCUCUCAAUCGGGAGUAUAAAUAGAUGAAGAGGGGAACUUUGAUGCAAACAGGAAAUCAGGCUUUUCAGACGCAUUUAACAGGGAAUCAGUGAUAAUUCAUAAUGUCUACAUGAUGUAGAUUGAAACGAAUGUGCAUUUAAAUAUUGUGCUUCCAUAGAUUUAUAUGUAUCCAUACAGAUAGGUUUAUAUUUGCUUGUGGAAAUAAAAUUUAGCGGAUUACA